AUGAACGAAAACGCCACGCGCGGGCGAAAUGUCCCGCACGGGACGAAAGAGGGGGCGCGAAGCGGUGUGUUCGCCCCGGCGGGGGGGCGGGCGGCGCUUUCGAACAUCGGGAACAUGAUCACAGGGGCGCAGGGCGUGAGACAGACGCGGUCUAAGACGACUCUGAACGAAGCCAAGGAGGUGCCGCAACAACAGCAGCAACAGAGCUUCGAAUGGGGCCGGACGUCCCAAAGAACGAGUCACGGGAAGCCGCGUCGCGGAAGUGUCAUGGGUGGCACGAUGACGACCGCGGGCGCGGAUGUGGACAUGCGCGAGUCGUACUCGACGUACCUCGAGCGUAGUUCCGCCGCGGAUGUCAUGACGGACGCGCUGCCAGAUAUCGAUCUUUAUGACCACGACAAUCCGCUCGCGGUCACGCAGUAUGUGAACGACAUUUAUCAGUACUGGUACAAGGUUGAGCCCGAUACGCGAGUCUCUGAGACGUACAUGCUCAUUCAAGGUGACAUCAACUACAAGAUGCGCGCAAUCUUGAUCGAUUGGCUUGUCGAGGUCCAUCUCAAGUUCAAGCUCAUGCCAGAGACGUUGUUCCUCACGACAAAUCUUAUCGACCGAUUUCUAGAGCUCAAAACGGUGACUCGUAGGAACUUGCAACUCGUGGGCGUCACAGCGAUGCUCGUGGCGAGCAAGUAUGAAGAAAUCUGGGCGCCCGAGGUUCGAGACUUUGUCUACAUCAGUGAUCGGGCGUACACGCGACAACAGAUUCUGGAGAUGGAGAAGCAAAUGUUAAAUACGCUGGGGUUCCAUCUCACUGUUCCGACGCCGUACUGCUUCUUGAACCGCUUCUUCAAGGCUGCCGGCGGCGACCGUCAGUUUCAGUUGUACGCGUCGUAUGCGGUCGAGUGCGCGCUCCCGGAAUACGGUAUGCUGAAAUAUUCGGGCAGCACUCUGGCCGCCGCUGGAGUGUAUAUUGCGAUCAGAGGUCUUCAAACGGGAUCGUGGAAUCACACCAUGGAGGCGCACACUCGCUUGUCUGAGUCUGAAGUUUAUCCGUGCGCGUGCGACAUGGCUGAGCUCAUGCGCAAGGCGCCCACGGCAACGCUCACCGCUGUUUACAAGAAGUACAGCAGCGAAAAGUUCAUGAAGAUUGCGACACUACCGGUGCCGCACGACCUUCGGCUGUGA
Messenger RNA from Ostreococcus tauri, 1182 nucleotides. Its product is annotated as Cyclin A/B/D/E. The coding region runs from base 1 to 1182 and encodes 393 amino acids. Gene Ontology annotation, cellular component: cyclin-dependent protein kinase holoenzyme complex; centrosome; nucleus. Gene Ontology annotation, biological process: mitotic cell cycle phase transition; regulation of cyclin-dependent protein serine/threonine kinase activity. NCBI's taxonomy places the organism in Eukaryota, Viridiplantae, Chlorophyta, Mamiellophyceae, Mamiellales, Bathycoccaceae. The transcript is spliced from 4 exons. Gene Ontology annotation, molecular function: cyclin-dependent protein serine/threonine kinase regulator activity. The record is from RefSeq and is a predicted model, not a curated record.